AUGGCUUCCCAAAUCGGUCUAAACUACCCGGUGCUAGCACCUCUAUUACCGGUCACUGGCAGUUUUGCCGUUCCGUUCGCCGGCUACUUCUCCCUCCUCAGCCUGCGCGUCGUUCAGAGCCGACUCCAAGACAAGCACUACAUUGGCGACAACUCGUCCGCAACCGGUGACUUGGACAACGAGCUCUACGUAAACUCGCGCGCCCACACCAACUUCGUCGAGAACGUGCCAUUGGCCUUCGUACUUGCUGCCGUCGCCGAGUUGAAUGGCGGAAACCGCAAGAUUCUGACAGGUGCACUCAGCGUGCUGUUGACCUUGCGCAUCUUACACACUGAGCUCGGCAUCUUGAAGCCUCAGGCCAUGGGUCGGGGAAGACCAAUCGGUUACUUCGGCACCAUCGGCACUAUUCUGGGUCUUGCCGGGUAUGCAGCAUUCCUGGUGAAGGACUCAUGGCUUCAACUUUUCUGA
Messenger RNA from Truncatella angustata, 468 nucleotides. Its product is annotated as MAPEG family-domain-containing protein. The record is from RefSeq and is a predicted model, not a curated record. Lineage: Eukaryota; Fungi; Ascomycota; Sordariomycetes; Amphisphaeriales; Sporocadaceae. The coding region runs from base 1 to 468 and encodes 155 amino acids. The transcript has 2 exons. Gene Ontology annotation, cellular component: membrane.